Xiphias gladius (swordfish) is the source of this 4592-nucleotide messenger RNA. It is a transcript of the gene hpse, whose product is annotated as heparanase. Bases 1093 to 2433 code for a protein of 446 amino acids. Lineage: Eukaryota; Metazoa; Chordata; Actinopteri; Istiophoriformes; Xiphiidae. The record is from RefSeq and is a predicted model, not a curated record. Gene Ontology annotation, molecular function: hydrolase activity, acting on glycosyl bonds. The transcript has 12 exons. Gene Ontology annotation, cellular component: membrane; extracellular matrix.
UGGCGGGUUUUCUGCAACCGACGGUCUUGUUUUUUCCGUCCGUGCCCGUCACGGUUCACGCAUCUAAACCUCCGGUCUCCUCCGGCCGGUUUCCCAAAACACGGAGACCGACGCCGCGCAUCAUGUUGAUAUCAGGGUCAUGUGAGAGGAGACCGAGUCACCACAGCUUCAUUUGUUCCUUUAUGAAACGUGCUUUGAACGUCUGAUGGGUCCAUCAUUAAAAAGAAGGGCAGGUUCACUGAGGUGGGGUCAGACCGCGGGGGGAUCCGUGUGGGGGACCCGGUCCGACGACCGUCCGCUAGGAGCCGUCCGGUCAACGGGACAGCGGCGAGGUCCCGUUCCAGCAUCCGGACGAAAAGGCGGACGCGACAGGAGCGUGUCACAAGACAAAAAGCUCGUUUGUCUUCCGGCGUCUUAACGAGGUUUUCGGUGCGAGCACGGGUCGAUCAUUUGUCGUCUUCUAAUCCAGUUCCUCCUCAGGUCGUCGGAUUGGUGGACGUCCCUCUGUCCCUCUGGACGGAAGGCGCUUGGUUUCCGGGGACAGGAGAAAAUGCGCCUUUUGUUCCAGGGGUUAAAGGUGAGGCUCGGAAGCCAAGACGGGGCCUGGUUUAUCCCCGGUGUUGCUGAGCCAGACGGGAGCCGGUCUAGAGUUUCGGCUGGGUGCCUCGCGUCCGCGAAGUCAGAGGACUCGCAAGAGAGAUGAGGAAACCACCUCAGUGACUUAGUAACCGGAGGUUUCAGCUCUGUCGACGGCCGGAGCCUUUGGAGGCUGCGUCCGCAAAUUGUUUCUAGUGAACUUCACACGGUCAAAGCUGCAGUGGCCCGUUACGGUGCGAGCGCAGAGGUCAGGUGACUCGACUGACUCCGGUCAUUGCGCCGGUGUCGGGUCCGUCCACGCGCUUCUGUGUCCGGGAACGCGAGCGGACGAUGUGGGCCGGUGAGUCCACAUCCAGACGCGCGCUGGUCUCGGUUUGACUCCUCCGGUGCGAAUGAAAACGUUUUAGCAGCGAACUGAGCUCUCCCAGGAUAAGGACGCUGGCGAAAGCGCUGACUCCAGCGUUUCUGAGAUUUGGGGGGACCAGGCAGGACUUCAUGGUGUUCACCCCUCAGGGGUAUCAUCAACCGGACUCGGGACCCACCGCAGGUCAGUCCUGUGAUGAUCCGGAGCCGCCGUCUUGGCUGGAGGAGAGGCUGAAGGACGAGUGGGCUCAGCGGCAAGCGGUCCUGCUGAGAGAGGACCGGCAGAGGAAGUACAAAAGAGUCAAGUUCACAGAGUUCACCGUAGACCUGCUGCACUCCUUCACCAACUGCACCGGGCUGGACCUGAUCUUCGGGCUGAACGCUCUGCUCAGAACCGCUGACAACACCUGGAACAGCAGCAACGCCCGCUCGCUGCUGCGGUACUGUGAAUCCAGACGCUACAGGAUGUCCUGGGAGCUGGGGAACGAACCCAACAGCUAUGAGAAGAAGGCCGGGAUUCGGGUGGAUGGGUACCAGCUGGGACAGGAUUUUAGCCAUCUCAGAGAAAUUAUGUCAGAGUCCAGACUCUACCGUGACGCCGGACUGUACGGGCCAGACAUCGGCCAGCCGCGAGACCACAGGACAGACAUGCUGGAGGGGUUCCUGAAGAGUGGAGCUGAGGCAGUCGACGCCUGUACCUGGCACCAUUAUUACGUGAAUGGGAGAGACACGUCCCUGGAGGAUUUUCUAGAUCCAGAGGUUCUGGACACCCUGGCCUUAAAGACCAAUGAAGUGCUGGAGAAAGUAAGGCUGGUGUCUCCGGGGAAGACGGUUUGGCUGGGGGAGACAAGCUCAGCCUACGGGGGAGGAGCGCCAGGCCUGUCCGACACCUUCGUAGCGGGAUUCAUGUGGCUGGAUAAACUGGGGCUGGGAGCCAGACUCGGCCUGGGUGUUGUGAUGCGGCAGGUCUUGGUUGGUUAUGGGAGUUACCACCUGGUCGACAACAACCUGGAUCCCCUACCUGACUAUUGGUUGUCGAUUCUCUACAAGAGACUCGUUGGACCCGAAGUUUUGAAAAUUGCAGCGUUUUCUGAUUUUGUUCAAAGCAGAAGAGUGAGGCUGUAUCUGCACUGCUCUAACAAACAGAGCUAUAGGAGUGGAGCUGUCACGCUGAUUUCUCUGAACCUGAGUAAGAAGCCAGCCAGGAUCUCUGCUCCCGCGCUCAUCUCCUCCAGCACAGUGGAGGCUUUUGUCCUCCAGUCUGACCGGCCGGGGGAGGAGGGGCUCUACUCCAGGUCUGUGAAACUGAACGGAGAAGUGUUGAAGAUGGUGGACGAUAAAACUUUCCCUGACCUUCAGGGAACUCGCCUGCCUCCGGCCGAACACCUGCAGCUUCCUGCCUACUCUCUGGCCUUCUUCGUCUUCACAGACGCUCGCGCUGCCGCCUGUCGUGAACACGGACUCCUCAGAUGAAGUACUGAGCGCGGCCGGUCGUCAUUCCUCCCACCAACUAGUACAACACUGAGAGCUGCUCACCACUGGACUAAAAAGACUUGAACUCAAGUGACUCGCUGAGGACGGCAAAACUACCUGGUGCUAGUUUGUUUUCCUCGAAGAGUCCCUUUCGUUUAAUGGAAGCUGGGGUGUCUUAUUUAUAGACAUUAUUGUAUUAAUAAAGUUCUUUUCUAAUCCUGUUCCACACAGCUGGAGACACCUGUGUCCUAAACCACUGUUAGUCCAUAACUAACCUCCCCUGUGUCUGAAAUGCUAAAAUGACUGGUCAGCUGGAGGCAGAUGAUGUCCUUCAGCCUCAGCAGUCAGACUUUAUGUCACUAGUUCUGCAGGUGUCCGCGCAUAAACCAAAGCACUGGAAAAAUUCAGACGUCGAGCGGAUGACGGCGCUAGAGGAAAAGCCAGAGGGUCAGCAGAGUCAUUGCGGUUCAUCCCGAGGGGACAACGAACGAACGUCUGAACCGCAUUUCGUCACGAUCUGUCCGAUAGAGCUGCAGGUCUUGAGUGCUCGCUGUUCCUGGCAGUGCUUCGUCCCCUUCUGUCGCCAUUUCAUUUUUUUCUCUAAUCGAUCUCCUCAGUGUUGCUGGACUCAGGACAACGAUCCUGCAGGUUUACGUCGUCACCACCAGUUUGAAUGAAUAUUUAUCGUCAAAAUCAGGUUUUGUUCGUCAUUGCGGUGGACGGGUCUAGAUACUACAUUACCCAUGAGCCUUGAGUGCUGUCGCUGUGGAGAGGAAGCCAGUCAGAGGAGCGAAUCAGAGCGGCAGCGUAUUAAAAACACGAAACACGGCGUCGUGACCCAGAAUUUACGGGUGAAUUCAUUCAAGCUGCAGAUUAAAACAUCAUUUUUCUCAGCACCGUCAGCUUUGGCUGUUUCCUGCCAGAAUGCACCUUGGGAGUCAUAGUUAACUUCUCCCGCCACGUUUUUAUGUCCACAGGCCUCUUGCACCUUUGACUUUUUUUUAUCAAAGAACCAGUUAUUUUAAGACGCAGCUGUUAAUGGUUUGGACUGAUGAUCUACAGAUAUUUUCUUUGCCUUUAUUUGACGCAGCAGAGGCACAGACAGGAAGUGUGGGGUACCAUUAGGGCCCCCCAGGGCUGACGGUUUCACUGAGACAGUUUGGGUCAAAGCUGUGGCCGAGCGACAGUCGUGCACCGUGGCCUCAUGGAAAAAUGAAUGACGUUCGCUUCCACAGCCAGAGGUGCCUGAAAAAGCUCCUCUGACCUCGCAACUCAGUGCAUCUUCUAGGUACCGUGGAUAUUUGUACCCGUCCGCGGAUGGCGGUCCACAAAAUAACAUUUCACUAAGAGCCCAAAAUGUCAACCUGCUGGUGGCACUAGAGGAACAGUCAGGGGACCACCAAAGUCAGUAGGAUUCGUCCUCUGGGGAACACGAACGUCUGUACAAAAUUUCAAGUUGUUGUUGAGACGUUUCAGUCUGGAGCAAAAAUCAAUAAAUUCCAAAUCAGGUUUUCUGUCAGUUUUUCUUUUUUAUUUUCACCUAAAGAAAGACAAACACUGAGCUUUACUUCAUCACAACCAACGUGCGGCAGAAAUAUUUUUCAGGUCACGGACGCAUUAUUCUUCCUGCUCCUCUCCGUGUGUGAUAAUGUAGCACAGAGAUUUGUAAUCCAAGUUCCCUUCGGCGUCGAUAUUUGACGACUGAAACAUCUGCUUCACCUGCAAAAAACACAGAUUAACACUGAGGAGCUUGUUUUAUCACAGUUUCAGUGCACGCAGAAGUUAUUAAAGUGACCGCGGUUCUGCAAAUCCUGGAUGAUCGAUGCGUAAAAGCUUUCGCGUUUCAAAUUCACAACAACUUUCUAUAAGUCAGCGUCAGCACCGCACCGAAAAUGAAGAAACAUUACGCCGGCGUUUGCUAAAUUCCUGCGACACAAUUUGAGUUUGAAACAGGCUGAAAUGAUCUCAUCACACUGGCAGGGGUUUUUUUCCACUUGUUUUAAGAAAAUGUAACUUUAAGGACUCAAUAAUGUAAAAGUUACAAAAGUGACUUGAUGCUGUGCUCAUCUUCUCAGGCUCAGACACAUGCACGUGAUGGAAAUGCAGGUGUAACACAACAUGCACCCGUAAAUAAAGCCGGUACAUUCGUUACCUCCUCG